Messenger RNA from Melospiza georgiana, 1209 nucleotides. RefSeq names its product PRKR interacting protein 1 (gene PRKRIP1). Bases 13 to 585 code for a protein of 190 amino acids. Gene Ontology annotation, cellular component: nucleolus. Gene Ontology annotation, biological process: negative regulation of protein kinase activity. The transcript is spliced from 6 exons. The record is from RefSeq and is a predicted model, not a curated record. Gene Ontology annotation, molecular function: protein kinase inhibitor activity; double-stranded RNA binding; protein kinase binding. NCBI's taxonomy places the organism in Eukaryota, Metazoa, Chordata, Aves, Passeriformes, Passerellidae.
CAGGGCCGGAACAUGGCGGCGCCCUCGGCCCCGCGGCCGCCCCGGCCCCGCAAGGAGCCGCAGCCGCUCGUCAUCCCCAGGAGCGCGGCCGAGGAGCAGCGCCUCCGCCUCGAGCGCCUCAUGAGGAACCCGGAAAAGACUGUACCAAUUCCUGAAAAACUGAAUGAAUGGGCACCUCGACCUCCCCCGGAGUUCGUUAGAGAUGUCAUGGGUUCCAGUGCUGGGGCUGGCAGCGGGGAGUUCCACGUGUACCGGCACCUCCGUCGGCGAGAGUACCAGAGGCAAGAUUUCAUGGAUGCCAUGGCUGAGAAGCAAAGACUAGAUGAGGAAUUCCAGAAGAAACUGGAGAGGAAUAAGAUGAUUGCAGAAGAGCAAACAGCAAAACGCAGAAGGAAGCGCCAGAAGUUAAAAGAGAAGAAACUGCAAGCUAAGAAAAAUAAACUUGAACAAAAGAAGCAGGAAAAAGAACCUGGGCAAUCCCAAGAGCAAGGCAGCAGCGAGGAUGACGAAGAAGAGGAUAGCAAGGAGGAGGAAGAGAAGGAAGAUGAUGCUGAAGAGCCAAGUUUUGUAAUGGGAAGAGGAUGAGGCCUUCCAGGGACAGCUGGAAACACUGUUCAUUGCUUUAUAUUCAGGAGCAUGAAAAUCUUUCAUCUCAGCCAAGCAGAACCCAUUGGCGUACGUUACAUCUGCUUAGCGGGGCAUGGCCUUCACGUCACAGGCCUGAGAGAAAAUGAUAGAGAAAUGCCAAAUAAGAGAUGUUUUCUUAAUUGCUUGUAUAACUGCUGUGCAGUCUGCUCUAAGUUUGCUCUAAAGAGUCAGCCAUAAGUCUCUAUGACCCUAGAGUUCUUUCUGAAAUGGCCCAGAGUGUUUUUUCUGUCUGAAAGCUAAAACAUAACUAUUACCAUUUAAGGGAAAUAUUACUGUGAAGGCUACGUAUUCUACUUAUCUUGAAGCUGGUAGCAGUGGGAUACGUGAAUCUAGGGGAAGAGUUUAACCUGAAGUAGAAAAGUGGUCUGUAGCCAGACUCUCCUGCACUGUGAGUGUUCUGCAUUUGGGGUUUUGUAUGGGGUCAUCUCUAACCCAAAGAAAUCAGUUUAUGUUGCUAGACAAGUUCUAUAGAUUUUUAAUCUGGAUCCCUUUUUUAAUGCUAAAACUUUCCCUAUUGCUUUUCUUCCAUGUUUUCUAAAUUAAUAAAAGGGAUGUGUUGGA